GAGAGAGAGAAAGGGGAGAGUUGGAUAGCGAGAGAGAGAUAGAGAGACAGACACAGAGAGAGACGGAGACAGAGCGAGAGUAAGAUAGUUUUCUUCAAACAACAGUGAUGGAAACGUUGUUGUAUCUCACCCUGCUAAUCUCAGGGUUCUACACACCUUCCUCAUGUCUUCAUCAAUAUCACCUCAUUAGCAACUAUAUGAACUGGACUGAUGCCCAGAGUUACUGCAGAGCACAUUACACUGAUCUGGCUACAGUAGAUGACAUGGAGGACCUGAACAGGCUGAUGACCAGUGUCAGUAGUUAUCAUUUCUGGUUCAUUGACUAUACAUUAAAAUUAAGGCACUGGAUUGGACUGAAGAAGGGAGACUCCAUGAAGUGGAACUGGUCUCUGGCAGACAGACGUUUCUACAGAGAGGGGGAGACUGAGUUCAGAAACUGGGACACUGGGACGCCCCAAAAUGGUAACUGUGCUUUAAUGACUACAGCUGGUCUGUGGAACAACACCUCCUGUGAUGACCAGCAUCACUUCAUCUGUUAUGAUGGAAAACAAGACACCAACCUAACAUACGUCUUAAUUCAGGAGAACAAGACCUGGAUAGAUGCUCAGAGUUACUGCAGACAGUAUCACACAGACCUGGUCAGUGUGAGGAACCAGACUGAGAACACAGAGAUAGAGAAGAAGAUAUCACUGAGGGGACUUCCUGUGUGGAUCGGUCUGUUUCUAGACUCCUGGAGAUGGUCAGACCAGAGUGACUCCUCAUUCAGAAACUGGUUGUCAGGACGGCCUUCAACAGAUCAGGGAUACAACUGCACUCUGGUGCAUUCUAAUCCUUCUGAUUAUACUAAAUGGGUAAAUCAACCCUGUGACGUCAACUAUCCUUUCAUCUGCUAUGCUGUGGAGACCCCUGAGAAACCUCAACUGAAGAGACAGGUGGUGAGAAUGAAGAUGACCCCAAAGGAUCAAAAUAUGAACCUCAGUGAUCCUGCUGUUCAGGACACCAUCUUACAAGUUAUAAGGAACAAGCUGAAGGAGCAGGGGUUACCUGCAGACACCAAAGUGACAUGGAAAAAGCAGCCUGAUGGGAAGGUCUUCCACAAGGAGGAAGAGGGGUCUCCCAAGAAAGAAGAGGAGGAGAAGAAGAUGAAGAGGAUGAUGACAAAGAGAGAACUCUAAUUAUGUUAAAUGUUCUCCUAACUUUUCUCUUUUUUAAAUUUAGAUCUGUACUGGGAUGUAUUUUCUGAACCUAAUUCAAUGUGUUUUAUUAAUUAAAUUGUUUAAGUAUAAACAUUAAUAGUUUAUCUUGAGAUGUUUUUCUUGAUAAUUUUCUUGACUUGGUUGUUUUAUUACAAGGUUUGUUCUCAAGAUAGACAUUUCACACAUCAUGUCUGUAAAUGAGUUAUUUGUAGUUAUGUUGAUAUUCAGGGCUGUGAAAGAGUAUUUGCCUCCUUUCUAAUUUGCUCAACUUUUACAGAUUUAAGAUGCUGAAUGUUAUCAGAUCUUCAAAGAAAACAGAAUAUUAGAUGAAGGGAACCUGAGUGAACAAGUAACACAACAAUUACCUACUUAUUUCAUUUAUUUCAUAAACAAAGUUAUGUAACACCCAAUGUUCAUGUGUAAAAUAUUAAUUGUCCCAUUACACUCAAUUACUGGUUGUCACACCUUUAGCUGCAAUGACUCCAACCAAGCGCUUCCUGAAGUUGUUGAUCAGUAUUUCACGUCGCUGUGGAGCAUUUUUGGCCCACUCUUCUACCUAGAACUGUUUAAACUCAGUGACAUUUGUGAGUGUUCAAGGAUGAACUUUGAAGUUCUGCCACAACAUCUCAAAUGGGGUCAUUAGGUCUGGACAUUGACUGGGUCAUUCCAAAACUUCAAAUGUGUUGCUUUUGAACCAUUUUCAUGUAGACUUGAUUGUGUGUUUUGGAUCAAUGUCUUGCUGCAUGACUCUCUUCAGCUCACAGACUGAUGGCCUGACAUUCUCCUGUAGAAUUCUCUGAUACUGAGCAGAAUUCAUGGUUUCUUCUAUUAAGGCAAGUCGUCCAGGUUCUGAGGCAGCAAAG
This is a messenger RNA of Oncorhynchus nerka (sockeye salmon), 2059 nucleotides long. RefSeq names its product macrophage mannose receptor 1-like. The record is from RefSeq and is a predicted model, not a curated record. The coding region runs from base 108 to 1175 and encodes 355 amino acids. Lineage: Eukaryota; Metazoa; Chordata; Actinopteri; Salmoniformes; Salmonidae. The transcript is spliced from 6 exons.